Nasonia vitripennis (jewel wasp) is the source of this 1620-nucleotide messenger RNA. RefSeq names its product mediator of RNA polymerase II transcription subunit 19 (gene MED19). Gene Ontology annotation, biological process: positive regulation of transcription by RNA polymerase II. NCBI's taxonomy places the organism in Eukaryota, Metazoa, Arthropoda, Insecta, Hymenoptera, Pteromalidae. The coding region runs from base 301 to 1026 and encodes 241 amino acids. The transcript is spliced from 4 exons. Gene Ontology annotation, molecular function: transcription factor binding; transcription coregulator activity. The record is from RefSeq and is a predicted model, not a curated record. Gene Ontology annotation, cellular component: mediator complex.
GCUUCUAAGUAGAGGGCAGCGAGGCAGCAGCUAUCUAUAUGUAUACCUAUACGCUAUAUGUACAUAUUGACGCUUUGAUGCUGUCAACGUUGCCUCGGACGAUGUCGUCGCGGAGUACGUGAGGACAAAUCUGGUAAGAACAGCAACGCCAGGACCGCCCGAGCAAGAGCAUGCUUGCGUCGCAGAGCUAGGAGGUUUCGCUGCAGCUGCGUUCUCCCGCUUUAUUGCUGCAGGGGUCAAGUCUGCGUCAAUAUCCUUCCUUUCUGCUUUGGUAUAAGUGCAAUGAAAUAAGGCCUCACAAUGAUGGGAGAUCAGUUUCGCACCAAAGUGGAGCAGUACUCGCCAAAAUCCUCUCCAAGGGGUGCUCGUUCUCCUGUUGUUUCCAGACAGGAUUCAACGGGGACUUUGAAGACAACUAUUUCACUUGGAAAAAAUCCAUCCAUUGUUCAUAGUGGACCAUUUUAUUUGAUGAAAGAACCACCUGGGGAAAGCGAAUUAACAGGAGCCAGGAAUUUAAUGACCUAUUAUGGUCUGGAGCAUUCCUAUAGCAAAUUUAGCGGAAAAAAACUUAAAGAGCAAUUGUCUUCAUUUUUGCCAAAUUUACCAGGUAUCAUUGAUACACCUGGUGACCAAGAUAAUAGUUCUUUAAGAUCUGUGAUUGAGAAGCCUCCAAUUGGAGGGAAAGAACUUGUUCCAUUGACAAGUGUUCAGUUGGCUGGCUUUAGGCUACACCCAGGCCCGUUACCCGAGCAGUACAGAUACAUUAACCAAGCCCCUCAAAGAAAGCACAAGAAUAAACACAAGAAGCACAAGCACAAACCUGGUGAAAUUCCUAGUGGGCAGGAGACAACAGUAACAGAUAUUGGGGGCGUCGAUACGCAUGAGAAGAAGCACAAGAAACAAAAGCGGCAUGACGAAGAAAAAGAAGCGCGGAAAAAGCGUAAAAAGGAGAAGAAACGAAAAAAGCAAAAGCACAGCCCUGAACAUUCUGGAGGGCUGACGCCAUCGCAACAUUCGAAUUCGUGAUCUUCAAGUGACCAUUUUAUUUCGACUGUUAUUUGUGAAGAGUCUUCCUCUUUAUCGAACAUGGCUUUUGAAUAAGUAGUUUAUUUUAAGAAGAAAAUUAUUUUUCGGUUCUACGUAAGGAUAUCAUUUAUUCGUAAAUUUUAUAGUUCUGUAAUCGACGAUUCAUGAUUUUGGUCUGUCAUUUUUGACUUCGAAAAGUGAUGCUAUUAUUUUUUCCAUCAAGUUCUGUCAAGAUGUCACACGUCACGUUUUCAUUUAAUUUCCUCAAGCGUAAUCCUUGUAAAUAAAUAGUAUAAUUAAAUAUAUUUUCCAUCUUGUUCUUCUAGUACAGAUAAUUUGUUGAAUGAAUUGUGACCAGUUUGUGAAAUUCGCAAAUGAAACGGAAGCCAACAUAAACAACGUUUGUAAAUACAAGUAAAAGCAUUACUUGGCAUAAUUAAGAAUAAUUUAGCAAGUAUUUGUACAUAAUUGGUUAACCAAGUACAACCAAUUAUUAUGUCUAAUAUCUUGGAAAUAAAUUGUAAUAUUUAUAAUGGUAAUUAAUCAAGGAAAAGGGUUUUGUCUUGAAUAAAAAGAAAACCACUUGAUUCUUAA